This is a messenger RNA of Coprinopsis cinerea okayama7#130, 762 nucleotides long. Its product is annotated as ATP synthase subunit 5. The record is from RefSeq and is a predicted model, not a curated record. Gene Ontology annotation, biological process: proton motive force-driven mitochondrial ATP synthesis. Bases 14 to 652 code for a protein of 212 amino acids. Gene Ontology annotation, molecular function: proton-transporting ATP synthase activity, rotational mechanism. The transcript has 3 exons. Lineage: Eukaryota; Fungi; Basidiomycota; Agaricomycetes; Agaricales; Psathyrellaceae.
CGUCGUCGAAACCAUGUUGCUCGCCUCAACCGCUCGCUCAGUCUCCGUGGCCGCUGGCCUCAGCCGCCGUGCGGCCUCCUCCAUCGCCACCAAGUACUCCAAGGCUGUCUUCGGUGCUGCAUUGGCCAAGUCCCCUGCAACUCUCAACAAGGUCGCUGCUGAACUCGCCAGCGUCUCCAACGCCAUUAAGACCCAACCCGAAGUCAGCUCCUUCAUUACCAACCCCACUCUUUCUCUCCAGGAGCGCCAGAAGGGCCUCAACACCCUCCUUGUCAAGGUCGAGGGCUCUGGCAAGAAGGAACAACUCACCGACGUCACCAAGAACUUGCUGGCUCUCCUCUCUGAGAACGGUCGUUUGGCAGAGACCGAGGGUGUUAUUGAGGGCUUCAACGAGCUCUUGGCUGAGCACAAGGGCGAAUUGACCGUCACCGUCACGUCCGCAGCCCCCCUCCCCAAGGACACCCUCACCCGCUUGGAAUCCACCCUCAAGCAAUCCCAGACUGCUCAGAAGGCCAAGGUCCUCAAAAUCACCAACAAGGUUAACCCCUCGGUUCUCGGUGGUUUGAUUGUCGACUUUGGUGACAAGACUGUUGACUUGAGCGUGUCGUCACGAGUAACAAAAUUGAACAACGUUUUGACGCAAUCGGUUUAAUACCACGGUCGUUCAUAUAUCCGGUCUUUAAUCACUCACGCGAAGUAGUUACCCAUUCGUACCUUCCUGCAAUAGACGUAGGCGAUCAUCUUCAACGCUUGCCAGCCCCA